AUGUUCAAUUUUAGAAUAUGCAGGACCUUAGUUAGAGGUUUUAGGAGACAUUAUGCCAUAACAUACGCUAUGAGGUAUAAGAAGAUUGAAGAGAAUUUGGCAGCAUACUAUCCGUCGUUGUCGGGUCUGCGCAAAGCGACAAUUACUGUUCCGAAGUUUCUAAACAAAUACGAGUCAUGUUUACAGGCGGAAUUGCCCGACCAAAGAUACGUGGUAAACGGGCAAAUACGAUCUGUUCGAAUAGUUGGCAGAUCGAUGUGUUUUAUCGAUCUUUAUCAGGAAGGUAGAUCGUUGCAGUUAAUUCUAAGUUAUGGUGUUAUGAGCAAAGCGAUAUCUCGGGAACAGUUCUAUGAACUGGUGAACUUGGUAAGGCCUGGAGACCAUGUUCAGGCGGAAGGGUAUCCAGGAUUAUCGAAGACAGAGAAAACGCUGUCGCUGAAAUGCACGAUACCGUUAGUGAUGCUCUCUGCCUCUCAGAUUGCUGCACCACCCAAACUAGAGGAGCCCUCGCAGCGACGCAGUAAUCGGGUUAUGGACUACAUUGUGAACGGUUAUGAAGUGCUGCAUCAAAGGCGCGCUGUUAUCAAGGCUCUACGGGACUUUUUGGACAGCAAUGACUUCCUUGAAGUAGAGACACCACUUCUUUCUGCACAUGCUAGCGGUGCUAAUGCACGCCCAUUUACUACACAGCUCAAUGCACUUUCCAAACAGUCUUUGCAUUUGCGUAUUGCGCCAGAGCUGUGGCUCAAGAGAUUGAGCAUCGCGGGAUUGCACAAAGUUUAUGAAAUUGGUAAGGUGUUCCGGAACGAGGGUGUCGACGCUACGCAUAAUCCAGAGUUCACGACACUGGAGUUCUACCAGUCCUAUACAUCUAUGGAGGAGCUUCUAGAGAUGAGUGAGGAGCUUUUGAAGUACGUAUGCACAGCAGUUCACACUCCAGUAGCUAGAGAAGUUCUUGCCGCUUUAAAGGCUAACGGUGGUCACUUCAGGCGUGUCGAGGUGCUUCCCACUUUGAAGAAGGAAACGGGCAUCGACUGGGACACCAUAGAUCUAUCCAGCAGCGACGCCAUGUUGGCUGCACUUCGGUCCAAAAACAUUCACCUUACAGAAACUAUUAAAUCUCCCAGCCAGAUUUUGAAUAAAUUAUGCGGAGAUUACGUGGAGAACAAAUACUGCGGCGACCUUCUCCCCACAGCCAUUUGCCAUCAUCCUACCAUAACGUCUCCUUUAGCGAAGGGAAACGAUAGAACGUCUAAUAGGUUUGAGGUUAUGAUUAAAGGCCGAGAAUACAUCAAUGCAUACGAGGAAGAGAACUGUCCUCAGACCCAGCUUUCCAAACUAGCAGACCAGAGCAGAUAUAAGGAGGAGUACAAAGACCAAGAAUCCAUGGACGUCGAUUUCGCUUACAUAGAAGCCAUGAAGUUGGGAAUGCCUCCAGUAGGCGGCCUUGGUCUUGGCAUCGAUCGUCUUUGUAUGCUGCUACUCAAUAAGGAUAGAAUUGAAGACGUGCUGCCUUUCGGCUGUCUCGAUGAUGUUAAUAGGCAGUAA
Molecule: messenger RNA, 1548 nt
Organism: Eremothecium sinecaudum
Lineage: Eukaryota; Fungi; Ascomycota; Saccharomycetes; Saccharomycetales; Saccharomycetaceae
Gene: MSK1
Product: lysine--tRNA ligase MSK1
Exons: 1
Coding region: 1-1548 (515 amino acids)
Biological process (GO): mitochondrial lysyl-tRNA aminoacylation
Cellular component (GO): mitochondrion; cytoplasm
Molecular function (GO): tRNA binding; lysine-tRNA ligase activity; ATP binding
Source: RefSeq, a predicted model, not a curated record